CUAUCUAAAAGUACAUAUUAUUAUAUUAUUGUCUCCUAAUAAAGUUCACAUACUAUUUUAUUCCAUUAUAUAAAUAGCAUAAACUAUAGUGCUAGUAGUUUAACUAAUUUAACAGAAUUGAAGGGGCAGUUAAUCGGCAGUUAAAAUGAAGAUUAAGCUACCUAAAUGUAGAGGAAGAGGUGAUGAUGAGUCUGAAGAAGAAGAAGAAGACGGUGGUGAAGAGUUGACGGUUGAUGAAGAGCUUCAGGGCUCUAUCAGAAAAUCGUCAUGGAAGAGUCGACUCAGCUUCGUCGGGCUGUUCCGAACUGAGUCCGGUGGUGAGUUGACUCGGGGUACUGCCAGUGGGAGAGACUUGGCUACAAAUGGAUCCUCCACCACCACCACCACCACCACCACCCCACCAGGAUAUAUUCAUCCCCAUAAUUGGUGGUACCAGGUAUGGACGCAAUUCAUUCUGCUAUGGGCAAUCUACUCUUCCUUCUUCACUCCAUUGGAGUUCGGCUUCUUCAGAGGUCUCCCCGAGAAUCUCUUCCUCCUCGACAUCGCCGGCCAAUUCGCCUUCCUCAUCGACAUCUUUGUCCGCUUCUUUGUCUCCUACUCCGACCCCCACUCUCGCCGCAUGGUUUACAAUCGCAAGCUCAUUGCCAUUCGGUACUUCAAAUCUCGCUUUCUUGUUGAUUUUCUGGGUUGCUGCCCUUGGGAUGCUAUCUACAGGGCUUGUGGCAGAAAGGAGCCUGUAAGGUACCUGCUGUGGAUCAGGCUAAGUCGGGCACUCAGAGUGACAGAAUUUUUUGGGAAGAUGGAGAAAGAUAUCCGUAUCAAUUAUCUGUUUGUAAGGAUCAUGAAACUUUUUGUUGUUGAACUCUAUUGCACGCACACAGCUGCCUGCAUCUUUUACUAUCUGGCUACUACUAUGCCUCCAUCUAAGGAACGUUACACAUGGAUAGGAAGUUUACAGAUGGGUGACUAUAGUUAUUCACACUUCAGAGAGAUUGAUCUUUGGACACGUUAUGUAACAUCACUAUAUUUUGCCAUUGUUACAAUGGCUACUGUUGGUUACGGAGAGAUACAUGCAGUCAAUGUCAGGGAAAUGAUAUUCAUAAUGAUCUAUGUCUCUUUCGAUAUGAUUAUCGGCGCCUAUCUACUUGGUAACAUGGCAGCAUUGAUUGUGAAAGGAUCAAAAACAGAAAGGUUUAGGGACAAAAUGGCAGAUCUUAUUAAAUAUAUGAAUACACACAAACUUGGAAAGCGUUUAAGUAAUGAGAUCAAAGACCAUGUGAGGCUACAGUAUGAGAACAGAUACACAGAAGCUGCUCUUGUUCAGGAUAUUCCAAUCUCCAUUCGAGCUAAGAUUUCACAAAAGUUAUAUGAGCCAUAUGUUAAAGCGGUUCCACUUUUCAAUGGGUGCUCUUUGGGAUUCAUCAAACAUAUUUCAACCAAAGUCCAUGAGGAAUUUUUCCUCCCAGGAGAAGUGAUUAUAGAGCAGGGAGAUAUAGUGGAUCAACUGUAUCUUGUUUGUUUUGGUGAACUGGAGGCAAUAGAAAGAAGUGAAGACGAAGAAACAAGAGAAUCUCCUCUGCAUCUGCAAACUUACAAAACUCACAGUUCGUUUGGUGAAAUUUCUAUGCUUUGCAACAUUCCAGCUCCUUAUGCCGUUCGAGUUUGUGAACUAUCUAGGCUAUUACGACUUGACAAAAAAUCUCUCACUGACGUCCUUGAGAUAUACUUCUUUGAUGGGCGUAUUAUUCUAAAUAAUGUGCUUGAGGGAAAAGAGUCCAAUCUUCAGAACAAGCUAUUGGAGUCUGACAUAACACUUCAUAUUGGAAAGCAUGAAAGUGAGCUAGCUAUGAGGUUAAAUUGUGCUGCUUAUGAUGGAGAUCUGCAUCGGCUAAAACGCUUGAUUGGAGCUGGGGCAGAUCCCAAUAGGACUGAUUAUGAUGGAAGAUCACCUCUGCAUGUUGCUGCAUCCAAGGGAUAUGAAGAGAUUACUGAGUUCCUUAUCCAAAAAGGAGUAGUGAUCAACAUUACAGAUAAUUUUGGAAACACUCCAUUGCUUGAAGCCAUCAAGAACGGACAUGAUCACAUCGCUUCUUUACUUGUCAAAGCCGGGGCAUCAUUAACUAUAGAGAAUGCUGGAAGUUGUCUCUGUUUAGCUGUUGCAAGAAGAGAUUUAGAAUUUUUAAGAAGGGUUUUGGCUAAUGGCAUCAAUCCCAACUCUAGAAGUUAUGAUCUUCGAACACCUCUUCAUAUAGCUGCUGCGGAAGGGUUAUAUACAAUGGCAUGUUUACUUUUAGAAGCUGGUGCUAGUGUCUUCUCAAAGGAUAGAUGGGGAAAUACUCCACUCGAUGAAGCACGUAUCGGUGGAGACAAGAAUCUUGUGAAACUUUUGGAAGAAGCAAAGAGCGGUCAGUUAGCCGAGUUUUCUGAUUGCUUCAAAGAAAUUCAAGAUGCAACUAAAACCAAAUAAUAGAUUAAUAGGCUAAUGUACUCCAGUUUCAGAAAUUGGAUAUGUUUUGCAGUGGCAUUUUUAACAUUUGCUUAAGAAGAUAGAGCUCUGUUGAGUCAGAAGGAUUUGAGAAUAACCACUAUAAUGCUAAAUGGCUUUCCCUUCAAGGGGAAAAGGAAAUUAAUAAAAUUUACUUUGUUUGGUGAA
Molecule: messenger RNA, 2653 nt
Organism: Camellia sinensis
Lineage: Eukaryota; Viridiplantae; Streptophyta; Magnoliopsida; Ericales; Theaceae
Product: potassium channel KOR1
Biological process (GO): transmembrane transport; potassium ion transport
Cellular component (GO): membrane
Molecular function (GO): protein binding; voltage-gated potassium channel activity
Source: RefSeq, a predicted model, not a curated record